AGCAUAUCCGACGGAUGGAUGAGUGAAAUACCUGAAUUGUAAGAGUUCAAUUUAUACUCAUUGCGGGCUGUUGAAUGAAAGGGUAGGGCUUGGGAGCGGGAUUCGUGGCAAGCAGAUGAAGUCGAGAUAGAACUCCCGUGGGAUGACUCUUUGUUCAUAGCGGUAGAAAUUGAGCGGCGAUCUGUGCGGCGGCGGAGGAGAUGAAUAAAGGUGUGUGCCGAUCUGUGCGGCGAGAGGGGAAAGAGUGGCGAUCUGUGCGACGGAGGAGGAGAAAAGGUCGGGCGGCUAACUGUGCGGCGGAGGAGGAGAAAGGGCGGCCAAGGGAGAUUAGGAUCGAGUGCGGCCAUGGGGUCCACUCCAAUCACCACCUUCGUUGGAUCGAGCGCGACUAUGAGGUCCGCUCUGGUCACCUCGGUAUUGGACCAACCGCGGCUACGGCCGCAAUGGUCACCCCACUCGGACCGAAUAUGGCUUCGCCCAUACCGGUCAUUCCCUCACUUGGACCGAACACGGGUGUCUUCACAUCCGCACUGGUCGGACAUCCUACUGUUAUGCUGCAUGCGAACUCUGUCAAAGAACCGGCAAAAUUCACAGGUGUUGGUUUUAAAAUAUGGCAGCAAAGGAUGUUAUUUUGGCUGACCACCCUCAACCUUGUGAGGUACUUGAGGGAGGAUCCCCCUGUUGUGGGGGAGAACGCAGACGAGCCAACAGUUCAGGCCAAUUUAAUGGAGCAUCCACUCGAAGAGGGUUCUUCCAAAGGGCCUAUGCCAAACAAAGACAAGAAGAAAGUUGGGAACAAAAAUUUAGUGGUUCCAUAAAGUCAUUUUUAGUGAUUCCAUCGGAAAAAAAAUUGAAUGACUCCAUAAAGUAGAUGAAAAAGUAACUUUGUGUCAAAUCCAACAUUAUAUCUCAUACCAAUCUCACAAAUCAUGAUAGUAUAUAUAAUAGACCAUUCUCUGAUUCACCAACACCUCAUGUUCCCACUUUUCAAUUUCUCAUUCAAUCUUUCUAUUUCUCAUUGAGCAUCUAGCUCUCCACAACAAUGAUGUUUCCUUCUUUACAUUUUACACACACACACAUAUUGUAGCCAUAUACCACAUGUGUGUGUGUGUGUAUAUAUAUAUAUAUAUAUGUAUGUAUGUAGAUAAAAUUACAAUAGAGGCUCAGAUUUUUUAAUCCAGUUUUAAGUUUGAAGCAAUAUAAGAAACAAAAUCACCAUGGCUGCAACAACGGGGGUUAAUUCCGUUACGCCACGCCAAGAUACAUUCGUUUUUUAUGCCUCAAACAUUAAAAUCCUAAAAAUUCACCAUAACAUAUUUCAGUCCUUCCAUAUCAUCAGUCAUAUAUUUAGGCACACACACCGAUGUUGGGACCUAAAAAAAUAUUAAACAUGGGGAGCAUGAGAAAAAAUAUAAGAAAACAAGUGGAAAUUAAAUCCAAAUAAAUUGUGUAAAUUAAAAUGAGAAAAAAAUAUAAGAAAACAAGUGGAAAUUAAAUAAAUAAAUUCAGUGACAAAUCGAUGAGCACAAGAUAGAAAAUUCAAUAAACACUCCAACCACACAUUUCCACUAUAUACUUAUGUGACUUUACUCCUAUCUCUUCACUUUUUAUUCUAUUUUUAUUCCAAAAUAAAUUUUUUUACAUCUGUUUUAUCAAAUAUAAUUAAUAUAUAACAGAUUUUUGAUUAUUAAUUUUCAAAAAAAAUAAUAUAAUCGGAUCUUUAAACAACAAGUUAUGAUACACACUCACACACAAAAUCGGAUCUUUGAUUAUUUGUUUAAAAAAAAACGAGUUAAGUGAGAAAGAAAGAAUUUGUAAAAAGAUAUGAGGGAAAGAUCCAUAGAAAUAAAAAUCUUACAUGCAUAAACGAAGAUCUAUUGAAAAUCAUCAUGGCU
This is a messenger RNA of Cuscuta campestris, 1895 nucleotides long. The record is from the annotation of a GenBank genome assembly. NCBI's taxonomy places the organism in Eukaryota, Viridiplantae, Streptophyta, Magnoliopsida, Solanales, Convolvulaceae.